AUGGAAGCCCUAUCCCUUCUUCCCAUAAACACUCUCACAAAUAACCCCAUUUCUUUGAGUGCUUCUUCUAAUUAUGCUUCACUCUCUUCUUCCCUACAACCCAAUACUUUUUCCACAACUAGAACUCUCGCUUUGAGGAAGAGCGUCGUUCGAGUUCAAGUCGAGAGUGAGGAUUAUGAAUUGAAGCAAAUGAGGGACAUGGCUGCUGCCAGAAAGAGAUGGGAGGCUCUGAUCAGAGAUGGAAAAGUUAAAGUUCUUUCCCCAAGGGAAGCUGGGUACGCAGUUCAGCUUUCAGGCAAGCCCCUUCUUGAUGUCCGUCCCUCAAAUGAAUACAAAAAGGCAUGGGUGAGAGCUUCAACCUGGAUUCCAAUAUUUGAUGUUGAUAAUAAACUAGAUUUUGGAACCGUUCCCAGAAAAGUCACAAAUUUUGUUAUGGGAGGUUGGUGGAGUGGCAUGCCUACACUGUCUUAUGACAGCCAGUUCUUGGCCAAAGUUGGAGAAAAGUUCCCCAAAGAUUCUGAAUUGAUUGUUGCAUGCCAGAAGGGACUGAGAUCACUUGCUGCUUGUGAACUACUGUAUAAUGCUGGCUAUAAAAAUCUGUUUUGGGUUCAAGGUGGAUUUGAAGCUGCUGAAGAAGAGGAUCUCAUUGUAGAGGGCCCAGCGCCUCUCAAAUUUGCUGGAAUUGGUGGCGUGUCAGAAUUCCUUGGUUGGACUGAUCAACAAAGAGCAGCUGCAGCCAAGGAAGGUUGGGGAUAUAGAUUAGUGUUUUCUGCACGUCUGAUCGGAGUCUUUCUUGUUGCCGACGCCCUAUAUAUUGGUGCUCAGCAAAUUGGAAACUAUCUUCAUGAUAUCAGGACACAUUGA
Molecule: messenger RNA, 864 nt
Organism: Sphenostylis stenocarpa
Lineage: Eukaryota; Viridiplantae; Streptophyta; Magnoliopsida; Fabales; Fabaceae
Source: the annotation of a GenBank genome assembly